AUGUAUACUCAAUUACCCUUUGAUGAAUUAAAGGUAGAUCCAACUCAAAAGAAAAGAAUAGCUUACUUUUACGAUGCAGAUAUAGGUAACUACGCCUAUGGUGCUGGUCAUCCUAUGAAACCUCAUCGUAUAAGAAUGGCACAUUCCUUAAUUAUGAAUUAUGGAUUAUAUAAAAAAAUGGAAAUUUAUCGUGCUAAACCAGCUACUAAGCAAGAAAUGUGUCAAUUUCAUACUGAUGAAUAUAUUGAUUUUUUAAGUAGAGUUACUCCUGAUAAUUUAGAUAUGUUUUCAAAAGAACAAAUUAAAUUUAAUGUGGGAGAUGAUUGUCCUGUAUUUGAUGGAUUAUUUGAAUAUUGUGGUAUUUCAGGUGGUGGAUCAAUGGAAGGUGCAGCAAGAUUAAAUAGAGGUAAAUGUGAUAUUGCUAUAAAUUAUGCUGGUGGGUUACAUCAUGCUAAGAAAUCAGAAGCUUCUGGAUUUUGUUAUUUAAAUGAUAUUGUUCUUGGUAUCAUUGAAUUAUUAAGAUAUCAUCCAAGAGUAUUAUAUAUUGAUAUUGAUGUUCAUCAUGGUGAUGGGGUUGAAGAAGCAUUUUAUACUACCGAUAGAGUUAUGACAUGUUCAUUUCAUAAAUAUGGAGAAUUUUUCCCUGGUACUGGUGAAUUAAGAGAUAUUGGGGUUGGUAAAGGUAAACAUUAUUCUGUCAAUGUACCAUUAAGAGAUGGUAUUGAUGAUUCAACUUAUAAAUCUAUAUUUGAACCUUUAAUAAGUAAGAUUGUUGAAUGGUAUCAACCAUCCGCUAUUGUAUUACAAUGUGGAGGAGAUUCAUUAAGUGGAGAUAGAUUAGGAUGUUUUAAUUUAUCAAUGGCAGGUCAUGCCAAUUGUAUAAAUUUUGUUAAAUCAUUUAAUAUUCCAAUGAUGGUGGUUGGUGGAGGUGGUUAUACUAUGAGAAAUGUGGCCAGAACUUGGGCUUAUGAAUCAGGAUUAUUAAACAAUGUUUUAUUACCUACUGAAUUACCUUAUAAUGAAUAUUAUGAAUAUUAUGGUCCUGAUUAUAAAUUAGAUGUUAGACCAUCAAAUAUGUAUAAUGCAAAUUCCCCAGAAUUUUUAAAUAAGAUUUUAACUACCAUUAUAACCAAUUUAGAAAAUACUAAAUUUGCUCCAUCAGUACAAAUGAAUUAUGUUCCAAAUGAUGCUGAAGAAUUAGGUGAUGUUGAUGAAGAUACUAGGGAAGCCAUUGAUACGAAAGGUGGUUCACAACAAGCUAGAGAUGAACAAAUACAGCCUGAUAAUGAAUUCUAUGAUGAAGAAGAUAAAGAUAGUGGUGAAAAGCAUAUAGAGGUUCAAAAUGGAGCUGAAAAGAAAACAUCAGUAACAACAGUGCCGAUAGUAUCAGCUCCAGUAUCACAAGAUUCAAAGGAUGAUGAAGAAGAGGAAGCACAUAGUAGUGUAUUGACUGAUGAAGAAAUGAAGGAGAUCGAUGAAUUGAAUGGUGAUGAUGAUGAUGCUUAG
Messenger RNA from Scheffersomyces coipomensis, 1506 nucleotides. RefSeq names its product histone deacetylase (gene RPD31). The coding region runs from base 1 to 1506 and encodes 501 amino acids. Gene Ontology annotation, biological process: negative regulation of transcription by RNA polymerase II. Gene Ontology annotation, molecular function: histone deacetylase activity. Gene Ontology annotation, cellular component: nucleus; Rpd3L-Expanded complex. The record is from RefSeq and is a predicted model, not a curated record. NCBI's taxonomy places the organism in Eukaryota, Fungi, Ascomycota, Pichiomycetes, Serinales, Debaryomycetaceae. The transcript is spliced from 2 exons.